Messenger RNA from Aspergillus melleus, 1463 nucleotides. RefSeq lists its product as uncharacterized. The transcript has a single exon. Bases 392 to 1378 code for a protein of 328 amino acids. Lineage: Eukaryota; Fungi; Ascomycota; Eurotiomycetes; Eurotiales; Aspergillaceae. The record is from RefSeq and is a predicted model, not a curated record.
GAACCGCAAGCCUCACCAGCUCAGGUUUUCUCCGUCUACUACACGACAUGUGUUCUUUCAGCACGGCAGUAAUCACAUUAUGUCUUCGGGAGGCUGGACAUACGUUGGGCCCCUUCCAGCACUUAUCAUUGUCAUAUUCCCCAUGAAGGCCCAGAUAACAAAUGGCUGUCAUUGUUACCAGAAGAGCGCCAUUAUUGUCGACUUGUCAAAGUUCGCGGUAUAAAUAGUUCGUUUUUUCCACUCGAAGAAGAAGAAUCAUCAACAUACACAUCGACAACAUCCCCUCUACACCCACACUCUCCCAAACCAAGUUCUCUCGGCAUACACAUCCGUACCCAUCCCAUCCCACUCACCUUCGCUCACAACGGGUCAACUCUCCGAUCUCCGAGCUAUGACUCUCGCUUCGUCCUCCAAUCUGCGCCUGUGUUUCGUUUGCCGCGGUGCGCCGAAGCCCAGCUGUUACCGCAAGGGUCAUAUCAACUUGUGCCCUCAGUGCAAGAACAUGUUUUCCGGCACCCGCGAGGAAUGUCCUCACUGCAAUCCCCCAACUGACAAGUUUCGUCCUACCAUGACGAUCAAGAACCCCGAGACCCCUAUGCCCCAGACCCCCCAGCUCACUGUCACUGCCAAGAUGGUGUACGCCGACGGCCCGGAUCGAACAAUGAAGGUUGACGAGGUCAAGGAGGUUGAGGCGACCGAGCCUUCGGCUUCUGUGUACGAGGCUGUUGAGGAGAGCUGUAUUGUUGACGAGGAAGAUGAUGUUCCUGUGACUGACGACGAGCCGGUCCCUGAGGAAAUUGAAGAUUCUGAGAGUCUUAAUGACGAAGAGGGUGUGUCGACUCCUGUUGAGGAGUCCCCUGCUGAGGAGGUUCCUGUUGAGGUGGUUCCCGUUGAGGCUGUUCCUGCUGAGGACGCUUCUGCCCCGAAGACCUUUGAAGAGAAGCUGUCUCAGUUGAGUCUGAUUCCCGAUCGCGAGACCGAAGCCGAGCAAGAGCCCAACGACAGUGAGGUUGAAGUGAUCCCCGACACUCCCGAGGAUGCAUUUUUUGUGACUGAAAAGAUGAUGCGGGAGUUGAGCCAGCCCCGACAGGACUGCGAGGAGGUUGUAGAAAAGCCCGUCCAGACAUCCGCUCUGCCAGCGAAGAACGGAGUGACCCGGGGAAAGUCUGUCAAGCACCUUGCAGCUCAGCUUAACCAGACUUCUGAGACUUCCUCGUGCGGCCGAUGCUCAGUCCAUGGCAAGCGGGCUGCUCAGGCCUGUGAGAAGAAGGCAGAGUUUCAUCGUCCUGCGCUGACCAAGACCAAGACUGCUCGCGCACCUCACCAGAUCCGAGGAUCGGGUGACGAGUCUAACGAUGAGCUUGGUGAGUGCUUCUAGAUGGCCAUCCAAUUAUACUUUCGAAGUUUCAUUUGUCUGGGCUUCUGGGUUGAGAAUGAGCUGUGAUCUCUUAUGCUGUAUGGUG